This is a messenger RNA of Rhopilema esculentum, 5930 nucleotides long. NCBI's taxonomy places the organism in Eukaryota, Metazoa, Cnidaria, Scyphozoa, Rhizostomeae, Rhizostomatidae. The record is from RefSeq and is a predicted model, not a curated record.
CUCGUUCCCAGGCCCUUGUCAGCAAAGGCGCAAUUUUCAUUCAUAACAAACUUAUUUGACCACGUUAGGCCAUACACAAAGGAUAGGAGACAUUGGUGUGCGUUAAAGCAUCCUAGUUCAAGAUGAGCAAACGUAAAGUCAAGCAGGAGGAUCUUCAUGAUACAGCUGACAAUAGUGAUAAUAAGAGACAACAUUUGGAAUCAAUUUCAGAGGUGGAGCAUUUACAGAAAACCCUAGAUUCAUUUAAGAGCUUCCAAAAUGAGUUUGGUCGCAUCCCUUUCUGGGCAGUAGAAAAAAUCUCAAGAGAUAGGUUAUGCCAAAGCAAACUGACUGGAAAAGACCUCCCGACCUUAAGCAAAGUAGAAGAAAGAACACGAAGAGGUGCAUAUGAAAAUGUUGAUGUAUUGCUCUCAGAUCUAACAGUGUUAGUUAGAGGAUACAAACAUGUCCUUAACUUCAAGCCAUCUACUGAAGAACAUCAAGACCUCACUAGUUUAGAAAUUCAUUUGCAAAAUUUGAAAAAGGCACAAAUAGGAAACGAUUCUGCAAGCCCAUUUCGAAUUCUGUUGGAGGCUGUUUAUGAGCUGCAGGAUGGUGAUGGUAGACCUGUUUGGGAAAUGUUUGAAGAACUUCCCUCGCGAGAUGACUAUCCAGAAUACUACCAAGUGAUAAAGGAUCCCAUAGACCUCCAGUCAAUUGACAAGAAAAUCAAGGAAAAUCGAUAUGGAGUCCUAGCUGAAGUAGAAAAGGACGUGAGUACGAUGGUGAAAAAUGCUCAUACGUUCAACGAGAGGGGCUCGCAAAUAUACAAGGAUGCAAGUUUAAUCAAGAAAACGGUGUCAAGCAAGAGAGUUGAAAUUGAAAAAGGGCUUUUAGGGGCCAAAAUAAGCGACAGAAUUCGAUCCCGACAGAUUGGCAGAACGUUUUCACACCAGUCUCAAGACUCCGAUUUAGAAAGUGUUACAACUGAAGAUGACAAUCCUGAAGGUUCAGGUCGUCGCGAUGAUCAUACCAUCCGAAUUGACGCCGACGAAGAGAAUCUUGAAAAAAUAAAUUUGUAUAACUCGGUCACGUCUUUCACAGACAGUUAUGGCCGACUUCUUUGUGAGCCAUUCAUGCGACUGCCCUCAAAACGGGCCUAUCCUGAUUACUAUAACGUCAUAAAGAAACCGCUGGCUCUUCUGAAGAUCAAGCAGAAAAUUGCAAACCAUGCUUACAAUUCUCUGGACAGUCUUGAGAAAGAUUUAGAGCUGGUAUUCUCAAAUGCCAAAAUAUACAACGAAGAAACCUCUUUGCUAUUUAAGGACGCCGUUACCUUACAAAAUUUUGUGAAAGAUCGAAGGAAGGAGUUGCAAAAAGUUGACGCUGGAGUUGCUAUUCCAAAGGCUGGAAAAGUUGAAGAAAUUGUCACCCAAGCCCAGAAAAAACGCGGCAAAAAUGCUGAAGUUGACCCCAAGGUUCUGAAGAAAAGGCUGAAACAAAUGCUCACUGCUGUUAAAAAUUAUCAGGACGAGGAAAGCCGGGUUCUGUCAGAUAUAUUUCUAGAGUUGCCGUCUGAAGAAGAAUAUCCUGAUUAUUACAAAGUCAUAAUGCAGCCUAUUGAUAUGAAUACGAUUGAAGAAAAUAUCAACAAAGGAAAGUACACGACAGAAGAAGCAUUCAUGCACGAUUUCGAGAUCUUGUUCGCGAACGCGCGUCAUUACAAUGAAGAGGAUUCGCAGGUUUAUCAAGAUUCAGUUGUUUUGGAGAAAUUAUUACGAAAGAAGAAGAGGUCUCUUGGUGCUAUUAACUCAGACGGAAGUGUUAAGCAAAGCCCAGGGAAGAAGCUUGUAUCGUCGCCAGCCAGCAGUGUCAAACGUCCCUCGAUCGCCUCAAGCCCUCCUCCUGCAAGUGAGUGCCAACGGCUUUUGCAUCACAUAAAGACGUACACAGAAAACAGUGGUCGUCUUCUUUGCACUAUUUUUGAUAAAUUGCCAACAAAAACGGAUUAUCCUGACUACUACGUGUUGAUUAAAAAACCAAUUGAUUUACUGAAGAUUUCGGCCAAAGUUGAGUCUGGACAGUACGCUAAUAUGGACGAUUUAGAACAAGACCUCGUUCUCAUGUUUGAUAACGCAUGCAGAUACAACGAGCCAGAUUCACAGGUGUACAAGGAUGCACUCACGCUGCAAAGGGAAAUGAUUCGAAAGAAGGCAGAAAUAAUAGGUGAAGCUGGAAGCGUCGUUCCGGUUGUUCAGGACAUCGUCCAAAAGCUGUUGCGUGCAUUAUUCAGUAGUGUUAUUGCCCAUAAUGAUGAAGAGGGUCGAUGCUACAGUGACUCUUUGAUAGAGUUUGAAGUGAUGUCAGAUGAAGCGGAGCCCAGUGGUGGUCCGAGCAAACCUCUCUCGUUGGAAAUUAUUGGAAAGUUGCUGGAAAAGAACUUCUACACAAGGCUUGAUCGAUUGCAAGAAGACAUUUUCACAGUUUUGCAAGGAAUACAAAAAGCGAGUCGUACUGAUUCCGAGAUGUACGAAGAUGCUACCGAACUCCAAGUUUUCUUUGUGACUCAAAGAGACACGUUUUGUAAAGACGGGCAAAUGUUUAUGUCACCUGCACUGAAUUUCACGAAAAGGAAGCUGUUGAGUCAAAUAGAAGAAGAGAAGAAAGCAAAACAAAAAGAGGAAGAAAAAGAUGACGAGAAAGUUGGAGUCGACGAUUCAAGAAAACAGUCACAAAAAGAUGAAGUUUUGAUGUCUCCUGAAGAUGAGAUGGAGUAUGUUCAUGAUAUUGUCCUUGGUACAGAAAUGUACAGACCUGGAGAUUUUGUGUAUGUAGAAACUGGCAAGGAAGAACCACACAUUGUUUUCAUUGAGAAGUUAUGGAGAGAUAAACAUGGCAACACGGGAAUGUAUUGCUGCUGGUUUUAUCGUCCUGAAGAAACUUUCCAUCUUGCUUCAAGAAAAUUCUUGGAGAAGGAGCUUUUUAGAAGCGAUCACUACAGCCACAUAUCGCCAACAAAAAUCAGCGGACGAUGUCAUGUUAUGUCCGUCAAAGAUUAUUUCAAGUUCCAGCCUGAGGGCAUCCCAGAAGAAGACAUCUAUGUUUGUGAAUCCCGCUACACGGUACGAUCAAGGAAUUUCAAGAAAAUUAAGACAUGGCCAUACUCGAGUCGUUUAAAUAUGAUUCCGCGUGCCUCGGCUCCGUCUUUGAAGCGAGUUGCCUCGGUCUUUGCCGAUGCACAAAACAGAAGUUCCAAAAACGACAAGGGUGCUUUGGCUGAAUUUGAUGAGACCACUCUGGAGGAGUAUGCAGCGAUUGACAGUCCCAAGAACGUGGAAAGGGAAACAUCAGGUGGAGACGAAGGGUGCACAUAUUAUGAGCAGUACUGCACUGCAACGGGUUGCUACAAAAUAGGUGACAGUGUGUACGUGCGCUCGGACGAAGAGUACCCUUACAUGGCCAAGAUUGACAAAAUAUGGACGGAUAGAAGUGGUGCAGCCUGGUUCCAUGGAAACUGGUAUCUACGCCCAGAAGAGGCUAAGCACAUGCCAACAAAAAUGUUCUUUGAGCAGGAAUGCUUUCAAAGUAACAUUGAAGACACGAAUCCAAUGGCUAGUAUAAUGGGCCUAUGUUUCAUCAUGCACAUGAAAGAUUACGUCGCAUGUCGCCCAACGGAAAUCCAAGAAAGGGAUGUCUAUGUUUGCCAAUCGAGAUACGAUGAAGGUGACGGAACAAUACGGAAAAUGAAAGUUAUAAAGAGACCAAUGCUGUCAAGUUUAGUGCGUGACUAUGAAUUCUACUACUUCGAUCAAUCAUACUCACCUAAAAAGAGGCCUUCGCCAUUAUUGAUGGCCCGGCCAUCGACAGCUCCAUCAAAUUCGGUUGAGGAGAUUCCAGACGAAAGCGAAAAUGAGCUUAAUGACGAAGCAAAGAAGGGUCUCAAAAGACUUCGAGAGCAGGCAGGCUUCGCAUUGUUUGUAAACGAAAUCGCAUUGAUGAUGCGAAGGAGCAACCCGGAGGUCAGCGACGAGGAAAUUCAAAGAGUUUCAAUUUCUGAGUGGCGCAACCUCACUGGCGCCAAAAAGGCUGAGCUCGAAGCAAGAGCAAGGGCACAGGGACUCCAGGCGGAAGACCCCAAUGAUGGCAGCUUGCUCAUCUACGAAUGCGGUUGGUCUGGUUGUGACUACCAGUACGAGGACAUCCAGGAUCUGAUGAUUCACGUCAUGGAAAAUGGAGGACAUCUUGGCGGAGACAACAACGAAUUCCCUUGCAACUGGAUUGACUGCAUUCGCAGCAAACGUGGUCUUCCGCCAUUCCCAACCCACUCAAAGCUCGCUCGACAUGUACGGGAAGUUCACUUCAAAGUUGCCGCCAAGCGAAUUCAACCUCAUCAAAAGAGCAGCAAUUAUUUCCCCAAGAAUCAAGCAGCCGAAAGCCGAAGUACCCCUCUUGGUGCAGACGAUCAAAGCUCAAUGGAUUCGUUCUCAUCAAGGAACCACGUGGCCCAAGCAGCUUCUCCUUUCUCAUUGCCAAAACCCACUGUCAACAGACCUCCUUCCCAAAGUGGCCUACCAUUUUCGAGCGCCUUUUCUACUGAAAUACAACUUCAGCCUUCAAUUUUACCCUUUUAUGCUAACGCAGUGACACCCCACCAGCAGCUUCUGCAACAACAACAACAGCAGCAACAGCAGCGAAUGAUCCUUACACGCACCCCGGUUCCUGUAACCACGGUCGGUUCGCCUGUGCAGCCAGGGAUACAACAAACAGGCAUGCCGCUUCAGCAAUCAUUGACGAUAGAACAACAACAAAUGCUGCUGCAGCAGAUUCAACGGCAACAGCAACAAAUUCAAAAAUUGCAACAACAACUUCAACAAAUGGCAGCGCAGCACCAGCAGCAACAACAACAGCAGCAACAACAACAGCAGCAACAACAACAAAAACAAGUAGAUGCUGAAGAAAAUCCGUUAUUUGUCGAUCCUCCGCCAAACACAACAAAGCUGAGGCACUCUGAAGCGUACUUACGGUAUAUUGAGGGAUUACGUGACGGUAAACAGUAUUUAUCUAACUGGAAUGAGCUGAGCGAAUCCCAGACGAGGUCAUCUCAACAGGGCGCUUUGCCAGUGCAUUGGCUAGGUGGUCAGACCUUUGGACAUAGCAGCGCAACCGACGCUCUCUGGUCUCUCAGGGACCAUCUGCUAAGAGACGCUGUCACUCUUUGAUUUUUCUCAGUUUCUUGAACUGUUAUCGAUACUUAUCUUUCCGUGGUUUAUUAAACCUUGUCUGUUUAAGAUUUAAUAGAAUCUUCAUUACUUUUUGUUCAGCUUAAUAUGUUAACGUUACUCGAAUACAGUAGGUUCCCGCAUAUAAGAAACCACUUUUGAAAUUGAGGCGUCAGAACGUUUAUUAUUUUAAGAUAGCUUUUUAUAAUCAGGGUUAAAGUUUCUUAUAUAUAGGUUACACAUUUUUUAAGUAAGCAACUAAGCUUUAAGUGUUGAACCGUGUUUGGUUAUGCCAAACUAUGUUAUUUAUUAUCAAAGGAGGCAUAAAGUAAUUUAUUUCCUCUGCAAAAGGUGUUUUAAAUUUCUUAUAAAUAUGCACCUUAUAAGUAUAGAGUGGUUUUUAGGAUACGGUGAGAUACGCUGUGGAGACAAGAGGUAGAAUACAGUUACAAAAUACAUAAUUCAAAAUUUAGGGGAUUAUUUUUUGGCAUACAGGAAAAAAGUAUGACGGAUCUGAAAAUAAGAAACAUUUCAAUUUCAGACCUAAAAUUGUUUCUUAUAAAAGGAGCCCUUUGGAAAGAAUUUGAGGCUGGUUUCUUAUACAAGGGGGUUUCUUAUAUGCGGGAACCUACUGUAUUUUAUGUUCUGUUUUUGUGAAUGUUUAAGUCAGAUGUUUCGUGUUGCAAAUGCAUUCAUGAUUUCAUAUCAGCAGAUCUUUGGUAGAAAGGGCAA